UUUCGGAUAGCAUGCAUUUUAUAUAGCUUGGUGGGCGUAAUGUAUGUAGUGGAUAAGGCGUAGCUGGAAAGAUUUGUUGUGUUAAAUUUCAUCUGUGUUGUAUCAGACUAUUCGAGAUGGCCUCUAAGCCAGAAAUUUAUGAAAAACCUGAGCCAGAGGAAAUAUUCAAGUUUUCUUUCCUUUUGGAUAGUGCAUCAAUAGAAUAUCUUGUUAAACAUGCAAGAAUAUUUGUAAUCAUUAGAGGUCCGCCCGGGACAAGGAAGAGUUUACUUGCGAAAUAUUUAAUGAUAAAAUAUCCAGAUGGCGUGAUCUGCUCGGCUGACAUGUAUUUUGAUCAACCAGGUAUUGACAAACAUAGAAAUCCAGCGUCUCUAAAGAAAUCGCACAACUUUUGUAUGAAUUGGUGCGAACAAGAAACUAAGAAGGGAACAAGCCCCAUUAUCGUACGCAACACAAAUGUCAGGGUGUACGAGAUGAAUUUCUAUCUACAGCUAGCAGCCAAAGCCUGUUACACAGUUAUAAUUGCUGAUUUAUCAGGAAUUUUUCGAUUUGACCCAAAGGAACUGGAAGCACGGAACUCCAAAGGACUCUCUGCCACCUACUUAACCAGACGUAUACGAUCCUGGGAGGAAUUAUAUCCAAUCUACACAGGCUGGUUUGCGAGUCCGAGUGAUUCUAGCGCCAUCUAUUGUAAAGCUACGAAUAUAAUAUCUGAGCUUAACGAUGUCGAUAGUGAUUUCCAAUGCCCAUCAGAUCAGUUUCAAAGGGAAUCUCAGUUCUUCUGUAUGGCAGCAUUCUGUGAUUCGGGUAAAACGUUGAAGGCUCAGACUUACUACAACCAAUACAAGGUUCAAAUAUCCUGUGGUAGGAUGUUUACGCUUCUUCUGGAUGGCUUCUUGGCAACGAAAAAAUUGAUUCUAGGUGUGGUUCUUCUCACUUCUGAUCAACAAGACCUCACUAUGUCAGAGGAAGAAGAAACAUCAUCAGAUAACGACAUUACUGAUAAAAUAAUGAAACUUUGCAUUGGUGAUUAUCUGGAAAAAUACCAAGAUUAUAAACUUCCAUCGAAUGCAGAAGCAUCUUCGAAGAAAACACUGAAAUGCCAAGAAAGAAGGAAGCAGUUCAAAACCAAAAUUGAUGACGUCAGCUUUAUUAUUCUUGCCCACAGGGGAUCCAAAGUUUCUUUCCCUUACAUUCGAAACAUACGUAAAACCAGCAGAUCAUUUUUCUCAAACGUGAUCAAUAAAGAAAACCUAAUAAGCGAUAAACAUGACAAGACGACAUCUUCAGGUAGUUUUUGUAAACUGGAGGAUGGAGUUUGGUUUAUUCAGCCGAAAGAGACGCUUCUACUUGAUACAGUUUUCACUGGAAUGUAUUUUUGGUAAAAGGACGUGCCUUCAAGAUACACCCAGUUUUGAUUUUCGUAGAGGGCGUUGCAGAUAUGGAUCUAAUAGCAAAUUUUCACACGAAUAGCCUUAAUAGUUAGUGAAUUUCACGUUAAACAUUUUAGUUUUGUUUUUGUAAUACUUUCAUUACUUAAAAAUAUUUUUGUUGUAAUUUACUUUUAAAUAAUCCUGUGUAAUUACACUUAUUUGAUUCUCCCCUUCAUUCAGAGACUUCACCAUAAUCUGAACAUAAGUAGUCAGCAUUAUUACUAGUUGAAUUUUUGUAUGUGUAUAUCUUUACCUUUAAAAUUAGAAUAAAUUAUUCUACGAGACAUUU
Messenger RNA from Limulus polyphemus (Atlantic horseshoe crab), 1722 nucleotides. RefSeq names its product 2',3'-cyclic-nucleotide 3'-phosphodiesterase-like. The transcript has 7 exons. Gene Ontology annotation, molecular function: 2',3'-cyclic-nucleotide 3'-phosphodiesterase activity. The record is from RefSeq and is a predicted model, not a curated record. Gene Ontology annotation, biological process: cyclic nucleotide catabolic process. The coding region runs from base 117 to 1385 and encodes 422 amino acids. Gene Ontology annotation, cellular component: membrane; cytoplasm. Lineage: Eukaryota; Metazoa; Arthropoda; Merostomata; Xiphosura; Limulidae.